AUGGUGGAAACAAUUGAAACUUCCGGAUCUAAGGCUUCCCAGAUUGCAUCCUCUAAAAUGGUUGAUGGUAGUCAUCCUUACUUCCUCACCUCUUCAGAUUCACCUGGGAUGAACCUUAUAAAUAUUAAUUUUGAUGGAACAAGUUAUGGUAAUUGGAAAAGGGGAGUCUUGAUCUCACUUUCUGCGAAAAACAAGUUGGGAUUCAUCAAUGGGGGAUGUAAGAAACCAGCAGAAGACUCACCUUUGUUUGAGCAAUGGAGAAGGUGUAAUGACAUGGUCUUGGCCUGGUUACUGAAUUCUCUUAGCAAGGAGAUAGCAGAGAGUGUGAUUUACUCUCAAACGGCUGAGGAUCUCUGGAAUGAACUGGAGCAAAGGUAUGGCCAGACAGAUGGCACCAAAAUGUUUCAGUUGCAGAGGGAACUGAACAACAUCUCUCAAGCAACCAGUGAUGUGGCCGGAUACUUCACAUGGCGAAAAGGAUCUGGGAUCAAAUGA
This is a messenger RNA of Lycium ferocissimum, 495 nucleotides long. RefSeq lists its product as uncharacterized. Lineage: Eukaryota; Viridiplantae; Streptophyta; Magnoliopsida; Solanales; Solanaceae. The transcript has a single exon. The record is from RefSeq and is a predicted model, not a curated record. The coding region runs from base 1 to 495 and encodes 164 amino acids.